UACCCACAUUCAGGGAGAACAAUACUGAGUAAUAAUUACUUGUCUCAUAUAUUGUCAUGUUGUACUGAGCCAACAUGGUAAUACAUAAUGUAGGACUUGUCAGGGUUAGUGAGAGGGCGUUACUCACGUCACACAUUGACAGGUGAAUGAGGAAACAUUUAAUUAAUUCUCUGCUAACGUUCCUGAGGUGGGUUCCUCCACUCAUGUACCUGUCUACCUCUCUCUCUCUCUCUCUCUCUCUUCUGUCUCUCCGUCUCUUUCUCUGUCUCUCCCCCUACUUCUUUCAUCAGAGUUAGAUUAACUUUGAUUUCAUUUCUCUUGUAGAACUGUACCUACCUUUUUAAUUGUCUCUCCUUAACUCCUCCUUUUAUCACAGGAUUUCCUGGAAUCGACACUGUUCACAUUACACAAAAGACAGUUCUGAUUAAAUAAGUCCCAGCCUACUCUCCUAUCAUGGGUGUGCCCUCUGUUGAUGAAAUGUCACCACUGGUGUUAAAUGAUUCGCAAUCCCUAAAUGAGUCUCUUCACCCCUCAGACCUGAGGAUCGUUCUGGUGGGGAAGAUGGGAGCAGGGAAGAGUUCAACAGGAAACACCAUCCUGGGAAGACCUGGGGUGCCCCCAGGAGUAGCAGGAGCUGUAGGAGGAGUAACUGCGGCCUUCCAGGCUACAAUCUCUCCAAACUCUGUGACUGCAGAGUGUCAGAAGCAGAGUGGGGAGGUGGCUGGGAGGACCAUCGAUGUCAUCGACACUCCAGGGAUCGGGGAUGUGUUGCUGAGAGACACAUGGGCCAUCACAAAAUGGUUCAGAAAGACUGGUCAAGCAGAGAAAGAUGCCAUAGCAGAGUGUGUUAACCUGUCUGUCCCAGGGCCCCAUGUGUUCCUGCUGGUGAUCAGUCUGACCAGGUUCACAUCAGAGGAGAGAAAUGCAGUGAAAUGGAUCGAGGACAACUUUGGCCAGAAAGCAGCACAGUUUACCAUCGUACUAUUUACUGGUGGUGAUAAGCUAAAGAAACACAAUCAAACUUUAGAGGACUUCGUGAAAAAGAAUGAGGAGCUUAGGGCACUAGUCAACAGAUGUGGAAACAGAUCUCAUGUCUUCAACAAUGAAGAGAGGGAUGAGACUCAGGUCAGAGAGUUGCUGGAGAAGAUUGAGGAGAUGGUGAAAAAGAAUGGAGACCACUACACCAACGAUAUGUACAAGGAAGCGCAGAGGAAGAUUAGUCGUAAAGAGAUGAUAGAAGGAGCCAAACAAGUAACUGCAGGAGUUGGUGUAGCGGUUGCAGGAACAGGUUUGGGUCUCAUUGCAUUCCCUGUUGAAGCUGCAGUUGGCGUUGGCAUGGUUGUAGGAGGGGUAGUUUCUGCUAUCGGUGCUGCUGUAUCAUCGGCCGAUGAGUGAGUAGAAUUAUGAAAAAUAAACUUAUGAAGAACCAUCUUUAUCCAGGUCAGCAUUAGACGAUGUCCACUCUUGAACAUGAGUUUUUAUGAUUAAAUACUGUGUGAUCUCUUGUAAACCUUUUAUUGUCUUGUUUUUAUUCUUUUAAUCAUAUGUCUUUUUUCUAAACUAUGUACAUUAUGUUUGUAAUACACGUUUUAAAAUCUGAAAUCUGUAUGAUAUGCAUGAAGGGAAAUGUUGAAACAUUUGAAAAUUAUGAAUAGAUUAUGCAUGAUGUGAUAAUCAUCAACACUUUAUAGUAGGCUACACUCCAUUCACUGUUAAAAAAAUGAAACGACUUAUUCAUGGGUUCAGUUUGGCUUUCUGAGUCUGCUGAUUGUAUUUCGGUUACUUUAGAAAAUGUCCAAGUAGCCCACACUCGUUUGUUAUUAAUUUCCACACAAAUAAAAUGGUCUGAAAAUGGUU
Molecule: messenger RNA, 1857 nt
Organism: Hypomesus transpacificus
Lineage: Eukaryota; Metazoa; Chordata; Actinopteri; Osmeriformes; Osmeridae
Product: GTPase IMAP family member 9-like
Exons: 3
Coding region: 454-1395 (313 amino acids)
Molecular function (GO): GTP binding
Source: RefSeq, a predicted model, not a curated record